UUUCCUGUCUGUCGAGUGGUGCGUUUGCGCCUCCUGUCUUGAAAGAGAGGUGAGGAAGAGUUUACUUUCCAGAGUUCAAGGUUUAGUUUCGGUGUUCGUCUGAAGUAGAGGGUUUGUCGAGGUAGAAAGCCCCUUUUCACGGAGCCAAGAUGCUGAACAUGUGGAAGGUCAGGGAGUUGGUUGAUAAAGCAACCAACGUGGUGAUGAACUAUUCAGAGGUGGAGUCGAAAGUCAGAGAGGCCACCAAUGAUGACCCCUGGGGACCAUCAGGACAGUUGAUGAGUGAAAUCUCAAGAGCCACCUUCAUGUAUGAGCAGUUUCCAGAGGUGAUGAACAUGUUGUGGGCUCGUAUGCUGAGGGAUAAUAAGAAGAACUGGAGGAGAGUUUACAAGUCCCUGCUGCUGCUGGCACACCUAAUCAGGAAUGGAUCAGAGAGGGUUGUUACCAGUGCCAGAGAACAUCUGUAUGAUCUCAGAUCAUUAGAAAGCUACCACUUUAUAGAUGAGAAUGGGAAGGACCAAGGUGUGAAUGUGCGUCAGAAAGUGAAGGAGUUGGUGGAGUUUGUCCAGGAUGAUGACAGGCUUAGGGAAGAACGGAAAAAGGCAAAGAAGAACAAAGACAAAUACAUUGGAGUAUCCUCAGACAGUAUGGGUUACCGAAGUUACACGGGGGACAGGCACGACUCCAGCGAUAGCCGGUCAAGGUGGGAUGAUGAUUGGGACAAGAGUAAAGGACCUUUCCCCUUCAGCGAGAAGCUGGGGGAGAUCAGCGACAAAAUCGGCAGCACCAUUGAUGAUACCAUAAGCAGAUUUCGGAAAAAGGAUAGAGAUGACUCACCAGAUCGAUUCAGUGACAAUGAGGAGGACCGGAAUCGAACGUCUUACAAUGGCCAGACAGGAAAAGAAUUUAAAGAUGAAGAGGAAACUGUUACCACCAAGAGUGUACACAUAGUGCAGGCAACAGAAACUACAGCAACACGAAAGAGAGGAGCCCCAUCCAGGAAAGUAGACUUGGGAGCCGCUGCCCACUACACAGGAGACAAGAGCCCAGACACCUCUGCCAAACAGUCGCCAGCAGCCCCUCAACCCUCCAGUACUGGCCUCGCAGAUCUGCUUAUGGUGGACACAACACCGAGCCAACCUGCAUCCACAGACCUGAUCAGUGGAUUUGCUGACUUCUCUUCGUCUGCUGCCUCCGCCGUCCUCUCCUCGGGAGCUGCAGCGCCAGCCUCAAGCAGCAAUGGAGAUUUUGGAGAAUGGAAUGCCUUCCCUGGAGGUCAGAUGCCAGCGUCUGCUCAGACUGCUGACAACAGUGGAAAUGACCUGUUUGGAGCCAUGACAGCAGGUCCUGCCACUGCUACUGUCCCCGCCCCAGUCUCAGCUCCAGGCUCUGGUCCUGCCUCUGCAGACCUGUUUGACUUGAUGGGGCCCUCUCAGUCCCUCACCUCCUCUCAGAGCCUCAGCUUUAGCAUGAGCAGCACACAGAGCAUGAGCACCACAGUCCUGCCCCAGUCUAGGUCACAGCCACUACACGUGGGGGAUCCUUUACAACCGCAGUCUGUCGUGCCCCUUCAGCCUGUGCAGCAGGGAAUAGCCUCUCACGGUGCAGAAGCCAAAGCGUCUCUCCCUUCCACCUGGUCAGACCACUCAGUUAACAUCAGUCUGGAUUUCCUGGGCCCAGGCAUGCAACCACCCAAGCCUAGCCAGCCCACCCUCAACACCCUCCAGCAAGGCAACCAGGUACCUACCAAUAUGCUCUCCCAGGGAUUUUCCGGUAUGACCCUUGGACCUACAACAAUAAGACCAUCUGUAAAUCCUAUGAUGCAUCCUGCUGCUGGAAUGGGCAUGGGCAUGGGGAUGGGGAUGGGGAUGGGGAUGCCUCCCAGUCAGGGUAUGAUGGGGAUGGGAAUGAACAUGGGAAUGCCCGGUGCUAUGGGAAUGGGUAUGGGGAUGAACCCUGCAAUGGUCCAACAGCCCAAACACGAUGCCUUCGCUGACUUUGGUAACUUUGGAAAGUGAUGGAGCUGGAAAGCAAAUAUUAUGGUGGAUUGGUGUAGCUCUUUCCCUCCCUCUGUCUCUCUCUCUUUCUUUCUCACCCCGUCCAUUGGUGAAGGAAUGUUAUGAGCUGCAAACAAAGAGUACUUGAAUAUUGUCAACUAUCACAAUACACCCCAAAAUCUCCUUUUUUUAAAAAAAAAUAAUGCUGUGUAGUGAUAUGCAACUAAAUGAAUGUGUUUUGUGUUGUUUGAACCAAUGAACUGUCUGAUCUGGGGUGAUGGUCAGACACACACUGAUGGACAGUGUGCCUUAUUGGUUCCUUAUAAGUCAGUGAGAGGAGGGAAGAACGUGCCACCAAGAGAACGUCAGGGGGAUUUGCUUUAUAACCUCAAUCAAGUGAAAUCACCAGAAUAGCAAAAAAAAAUAUCAGUAGCUGUAUAAUUUUUUGAGCUGCGUUCUAUGUAACUUUACUGAAUGAAGAGUUUGAAUAACAUGAUCAGCCAUUUUAACUUUCUAAUGUUUGUUUAAGAAUGUCAGGUUACCUCUUUUUUGUCCUUGCUCUUCCUUUAACCUGUAAAUAGAAAUCUGGAGCCCUUACAAAUAACUUAUGAAGUUCCUGUAUGAGAGGAAGUGACAGAGUGAAGAGUAUCACGCAGACCAAAUCUGAUACCAGUUAAGACCUUUAGCAAAGCACAUUGACACCUUCUCUUUGAGUGUCCACACACUCCAAAUGUGACCCAUCAGUGCUACAGUUAAAGUAAUAAACAUUUGGAGUGAAGGCUAUUGGAAAUUAUAUACACAUAAUUACAUAUAAAGAAGAUUAUAAUCAGUUUUCACCCAAAUGAGAUAAUCAGUAGGUAGGAUAAUCCUGAUACAGGGGUUGGGGGUUGUGGGUUCUUUAUUACAGCACAGUGCCUGAAAGACCUUUGCCUUUUCUCUUCUGUUAACCUUUUUGAAGGAGACAGUGUGACUGUGCAGUGUUGAGGACAGCUUCCAGAUAGGAGCUUCUGUACAAUGUACGAAUGUGUGUUUGUACUUAAUGCCUCAAGCCAAGCGUUCUGUCUGUACAGAUAUCAAAUGCAAUUGUAUAAUUAUUUCGCUCACUUUUUUUGUUGUUUGUCCCAUAGUUUUAUUUCUACUGUGUUCACGUCAAUAACUUCAGAGCUCAAAAAAAAACAAAAAAACACCCCAAGAUAAAAAUAUGUUGACGCAGACUGUUGUAAGAUUGCACCGUGCGUAUGUGUGUUAAAUGUUCACCAGUGCAUCUCAGUGAAAGCCACCUUCACAACUUCCAUGUUUAUUAAUGUAACGCAUUAAAAAGAGCAAUCGUAAA
Scatophagus argus is the source of this 3330-nucleotide messenger RNA. RefSeq names its product clathrin interactor 1a (gene clint1a). NCBI's taxonomy places the organism in Eukaryota, Metazoa, Chordata, Actinopteri, Scatophagidae. Gene Ontology annotation, biological process: endocytosis. The transcript is spliced from 12 exons. Gene Ontology annotation, cellular component: plasma membrane; clathrin vesicle coat; endosome. Bases 150 to 2018 code for a protein of 622 amino acids. The record is from RefSeq and is a predicted model, not a curated record. Gene Ontology annotation, molecular function: clathrin binding; phospholipid binding.